Molecule: messenger RNA, 1087 nt
Organism: Arabidopsis lyrata subsp. lyrata
Lineage: Eukaryota; Viridiplantae; Streptophyta; Magnoliopsida; Brassicales; Brassicaceae
Product: MATH domain and coiled-coil domain-containing protein At3g58280
Exons: 4
Coding region: 144-1064 (306 amino acids)
Molecular function (GO): protein binding
Source: RefSeq, a predicted model, not a curated record
CUGUUCGAACUUUUGAAGGCUUCAUUUUGAUAGUAGAAUCGUAAUCUCUGUUUAGGUUUCGUAGCUCGAGAUUGUUUGACUUACUAAUUUGAGGUUCAUAUAUGUUCUGGUAGCUUGAUUGCCAAGACUCUUCAUCUAGAUCAAUGGGGAAGCAAGUUAAUAACACGUUCACUUGGGUGAUUAAGAAUGUCUCCACUCUGCAAGGUCAGGAAGUUCGUUCUGAAAUUUUCGUUGUUGGUGGCUGCAAAUGGCGUCUUAUUGCCUAUCCAGAAGUUAACAAUGUUGAUGGUUACUUGUCUUUGUCUGUGUAUCUGGACGUUCCUGAUUGUUGUGAGUCUUUGCCUUCUGGAUGGAAAAGGCAUGCAAAAUUUUCCCUAACUAUAGUAAAUCAAAUUUCAGAAGAACUCUCCCAACUGCAAGAAGGAUGGCGCUGGUUUGAUGAGAACACAAAGAUUUGCGGUUUUAGAGACAUGAUUCCCGUAGUCAACCUUCAUAACAUAAAUGGUGGGUUCUUGUUGAAUGGGGAGCUCACGAUUAUUGCUGAAGUUGAAGUUCAUGAAAUUAUUGACACGUUAAAUGCAUCACAAGUUGAAGAGUACUUUAGUGAUGAUUCCUCUGAAGAUUUUCAGAACAAAGAUAAUGUAAAUAUCGAAGUAAACGGCUUUCAGGUUCUUGAUUCGCAGGUUGAUCAGGUGAAUGCAAUCUUUGAGAAACAUCCAGAUCUCACGUCGAAUUUCAAUUUAAAGAAUCAACAUAUCAAGAAUGCUUACAUGCAUGCUCUUCUUGACCUAAUCAAGACACUCUGCAAAUCUCCUAAGGACCUCACCGUAGAAGACAUGAACAAAGCAGACAAUACGCUUACUGAUCUGGUAAAAGCAGGCUUGAACUUGGAUUGGUUGAGUCAUAAGUUGGAUCAGGCUUUGGAAAAGCAGAUAGAUUACGACACACGGAUCAGAGAACUCGAGAAACAGGUCAAGAAGCGAAAGCUGGCAGUGACAGAACUUGAAGCCGACCUGGAGAAAGAGAAAGCUGCAGCUUCGGCUUCAUUGAUAUUGUUUGACUAAGAUUUUAAGAUGAAGUUGUGCUU